Molecule: messenger RNA, 1587 nt
Organism: Arabidopsis thaliana (thale cress)
Lineage: Eukaryota; Viridiplantae; Streptophyta; Magnoliopsida; Brassicales; Brassicaceae
Gene: PUM10
Product: pumilio 10
Exons: 5
Coding region: 1-1587 (528 amino acids)
Cellular component (GO): cytoplasm
Molecular function (GO): RNA binding
Source: RefSeq, marked reviewed
AUGGAGAUUUUUAACUUCGGACAAGCUUCCGAUCAUCGUCGUCUUCCUGAUUUUGGUUCAGGUGGGUUUUUACAAAGUCUCGACACAAACCCAUUUCUGAAGAAUCAGUAUUACAACAACAGUGUUGAAGCUCUGGAGUUGUGUAAAAAGCUUAACAAAAUGGGUAUCUCUUGUGACAUGAGUAUUUGGACCAAACCCGAAGAACCAUUCCGGGUCGACCCGGGUGAUUUUGGGGCUAAAACUCUUCAUGAGUCUUUUGGGUUUGACCAGAAUCUCACUGGAGCUUCUCAGAUUCAUGAUGGGUUUCGUAACUUCUCCUCUGUUCGUGUUCAAAACAACAACUUUCAUGGAGUUUCUCCUUCUCCAGGAUUGCUUGGCCUACAAGAUUCCUUUAACCCCAACGGAUUUGAAGAGAUGAUGGCUUUUAAAGAUCACAAAGACUUCCUCUUAGACCACAUCAAUGAACCCAUAAAGCGUUCUCCGUUUCUCAGAGGCAACGAUGCUUUCAAGGGUUCGUUGAUGUUUGAAGGAAUUAGGGUUUCUCAAAUCCUAGCCGCCAUGGAAGGUUCUGGAGCUUCUUAUCCAGAUGAGCCUAAGAUCAAUGGUGGUUUGCCUCUGGAUCUCGUCUCCAUGGUUGAGAUUUACGGAUCUGUGAACUUAAUGGCCAGAGAUCAGAUUGGGUGCAGAGCUUUGCAGAAACUGGUCGAAGAAGGAACGGUUCUUGAUUCUAAGGUUAUAUUCCUUGAGAUCAUUGACCAUGUCGUUGAACUUUCCAUGGAUCCUUUAGGGAAUUACAUCGUCCAGAAGCUGUUAGUUGUGUCUGAUGAGGAACAGAGAACAAUGAUUGUGAGUGUGUUAACGUCAAAACCAAGGGAGCUUAUCAAAAUCUGUCUCAACACUAAUGGGACAAGGGUUAUACAGAAGAUGAUUAAAACAGUGAAAACAAAACAACAGAUUGCAUUGGUGAAGUCAGCUCUCGAACCGGGUUUUCUUGUUCUUGUCAACGAUUCUAAUGGGUACCAUGUGCUACAGAGUUGCUUGGAGUUCCUUGUACCUAAUGACAACAAGUUUGUGGUUGAAGCAGCUACAGAAUAUUGUGCUCAAUUAGCAACUCAUCAAUACGGAUGCUAUGUUCUUCAAUGCAGCCUUAUAAACACUGUUGGACUGCAACAUGAGAGACUCGUCGCUGAGAUAUCAAGAGACUCACUUCGCCUUUCGCAAGAUCCUUUCGGGAACUAUGUGGUGCAGUGCUUAAUAGACCAACAAGUUUCUUCAGUGAACUUGCUGCUUCCAUUUAGAACACAUUGCAUCGAGCUAGCGACUCAGAAGUUCAGUAGCCAUGUGAUUGAGAAGUGUCUAAGAAAGUAUCCAGAGAGUCGAGCUGAGAUCGUCCGCGAGCUCCUCUCUUAUCCAAACUUUGAACAGCUUCUGCAGGAUCCUUAUGCAAACUAUGUGAUCCAAACAGCUCUCUCUGUAACCAAGGGAGCAGUUAGAGCUAGAUUAGUGGAGAAAGUUAAAAGGUUUGGGAAACUACAGUCGAAUCCUUAUUGCAAGAAGAUUUUCUCCAAGACCAUCUUGAAGAAGUAA